This is a messenger RNA of Helicoverpa armigera (cotton bollworm), 1567 nucleotides long. Its product is annotated as ribosome biogenesis protein NOP53. Bases 86 to 1477 code for a protein of 463 amino acids. Gene Ontology annotation, cellular component: nucleolus. NCBI's taxonomy places the organism in Eukaryota, Metazoa, Arthropoda, Insecta, Lepidoptera, Noctuidae. Gene Ontology annotation, molecular function: 5S rRNA binding. The record is from RefSeq and is a predicted model, not a curated record. Gene Ontology annotation, biological process: ribosomal large subunit assembly; rRNA processing. The transcript is spliced from 8 exons.
AACAGCAAAACGGAACGUUCCUUUGAAAACUCGACAUUGAUGUGCUACACAUGUUUAUAGAAAAAUAUUAAAAUAAAUACACAAAAUGUCGGUUGUUAAGAAGAAAAAGCGUGUUUCUAAAAAAAAUAAGAAGGCGUGGGGAAAAUACUGUGAUAUUCGCGAUGUAGAGGAGUUUCUUGAAGACCAGAGAUUAGAAGAACGUUUGGGUAAGUUUGAGACCAAGCCCGACAGUGAGUUGUUCGUGGUCGAUACAGCCGGGGACAAUAAAGAUGAGGCUGAGGACAAGAAGCCACCAGUAUCCCACAAACUACAGAAGAGAGCUAAACUUAAAGAAGUGCCGAAAUGCUUCGAAGUACUGCUGCCUACUUCUAAGGUUCAAGAUCCAAAUGCAAAACGUAACCAUGUAAACCCAAUAGGCUCCAAGCCAUCAGCAUUGAGCAAGCUGAGAGAAAAACGUCUCGCCAAGAAGGGAGUGUUUGAGAAGAAACUAGCUGAAGCUAAGAAAAAUAGGAAGUUAGCUAUAGAUAAGAAGAGGAAAGCUAAGCAAGUUAGACAGAACUUCAACUUGGAUUUAUGGGGAAAGGAUUUACCAGAAUCUAAGGGUAUACCAGAAACGUUAGUAGACGAGUUCAUCUCGCCAGAAGCACAGUUACACAAUGUGUUACCCACACAGAGGCUCAGGCCUAAGCCGCCACUCGCUAAGACGGUGGUCACCAGGGCUGCCGUGGAGACUCCACAUCCGGGAGUCAGUUAUAACCCGUCAUACCAGGAGCAUCAAGACCUCCUCCAACAAGUGGGCCAGCAUGAGCAGAAGAUGAUGAAGCGAGAGGCUCACCUCAACAGAGUCACCACAGGCAUGUUCCGGAAGGUUACUCAGCAGCAGAAGGAGAACCAAUGGCUGGAAGAGAUGAGCUCCGGUUUACCCCAGCCCCACAACCCUGCAGAAGACUCAGAUCCACCAUCAGACAAUGAGUACAAAGCCAUCAACCCGCCCGUGAAGAACAAGAAGAAAGACCACAAGGCGAGGAGGAAGCAGAAAGAGAGAUUAGAAGAGAAGGAACACCUGAAACGAGAGAAGAUUGAUAAGAAGAAGAUCACUGAUCUUUAUAAGCUCCGCAAACUCCAGUCUUCCAUCAAGACCCGUGAACAGCAACAGGUAGAGGAGCGAGCUAAGCGUGCGGAGAAGCGAGCCGUCGCCGACGCCACCGCGCUGCCCACGCUCAGUGCACACAAGACGCCGGUGAAGGAACCUGACUUCGUAGACCCGAAGGAGUUGAGUGGAGAUCUGAGGAAUAUUAAGUCUACUACGAACCUCCUCCGCGACCGUUUCGAGUCUCUCCAGCGUCGCGGCGCCCUCGCAGCCUCCAAGGUCAUGAUGAAGAAGAAACGCAAGCUCAAGAGUUACUUCAAGCCAGGACAUAAGGUCACUGACAAAGACAUAGAGAAAUAUGUCACCAGGAGUGCGGGCAAAAAGUGAUCUUAAACUGUACGGUGUAAGGUACAGUUUGUAUUGUAUUGUAAAGUGUAAUGUGCGUUAGUACGUUAAUAAAGAGUGGUGAAGCGUCAA